Messenger RNA from Raphanus sativus (radish), 440 nucleotides. Its product is annotated as 60S ribosomal protein L38. Gene Ontology annotation, molecular function: structural constituent of ribosome. The record is from RefSeq and is a predicted model, not a curated record. Gene Ontology annotation, biological process: protein-RNA complex assembly; translation. NCBI's taxonomy places the organism in Eukaryota, Viridiplantae, Streptophyta, Magnoliopsida, Brassicales, Brassicaceae. The coding region runs from base 115 to 324 and encodes 69 amino acids. The transcript is spliced from 3 exons. Gene Ontology annotation, cellular component: ribosome; cytosolic large ribosomal subunit.
AGGAGUCUUAGGGUUUUUAGAAGCGACUCCUUAUAUUUUGCGGACGGUGUUUUAAACCUUUUGGUUCUUGCUCUCUACGUGGACGGCGGCUAGGUUCAAACAACAGAUCCGACAAUGCCUAAGCAAAUCCACGAGAUCAAGGACUUUCUUCUGACAGCUAGAAGGAAGGAUGCUCGGUCUGUGAAGAUCAAGAGAAGCAAAGACAUUGUCAAGUUCAAGGUCAGAUGCUCAAAGUACCUCUACACGCUCUGCGUCUUUGACCAAGAGAAAGCCGACAAGCUUAAGCAGUCUCUUCCUCCAGGUUUGAGUGUGCAAGACCUUUGAAGAUGAUGAAUCCAUAUGAGAAUAUGUUUUUGUUUACUUCAGCUAUGUUCAAACUUUUUCGAGUAUGACUAUGUUUUCUAAAUUUUUCUCUCUAUUGAUUCUGUUUUUUUCUAUUA